AUGGAGCGGCAGGGUCAAGCAGAGGAGCUCACGGAAGGGGAAGGGCCUUCCCAAGGACUCAUGAAGAUCGUUUCAUGGAAUGUUAGGGGCUUAAAUGCCCCUAACAAGCAAAGGCUAGUCAAACGAUGUCUAUCCUCUUUUAGCCCUAAAUUAGUUUUGCUUCAAGAGACUAAAUUAGGAGAUGCAGAAUUAGCUUCCUUUGGUAAUCGUUUAGGCUUUAGGAAGAUUACAGGAACCCCAAGUAUUGGGGCCUCCAGAGGUCUAGCUAUUAUCUGGGAUCCUCAUAGUAUCCUUCUUUCUCCCCUAGUAUCUAAUCUUAAUUGGAUGAGUGGGAGGGUAACUUGUCUCAAGAACAAUCUAGACUUUGUCAUUGUAAAUAUGUAUGGGCCAAUCCUUAAUGAUGAUAAAAAAAGAGUCUGGGAGGAAAUUAAGAAUUUCACGAGCACCCUUAGUCAGGUAUGUUUUAUAGGUGGGGAUUUUAAUGCAAUUCUGCAUCAACAUGAGAAGCAGGGAGGCUCAAGCAAUAAUGCUUGGGCUUCUCUGGACUUUGCUGAUUGGAUCCAUAGGAGUGGUAUGCUAGAGAUCAAUAUGGUCAAGGAUGCCUUUACUUGGAAUAACUGGAGGUUAGGAUUUAGCAACAUUGCAGAGAAAAUGGAUAGGUUCUUUGUUUUGGGAAGCCUUAUCAACUUUCCCUUCACCCUGGAAGCCUCAAUUUUACCUUUUUCAAGAUCAGAUCACUUUCCCAUUUCACUAGACAUUCAGAGGGAAGCUAGCCCAAAGAGAUGUCCUUUUAAGUUUGAGAAUAUUUGGCUUAAGGAUGAUCACAUAUUGGAGCUCCUAAAAGAGUGGUGGAAUGGGGCCAUGGUCUUAGGGUCUGAGAAUUUUAAGGUUGUUAACAAACUUAAGAUUAUCAAGAAGAGUCUCAUUCAAUGGAAUAGGGAGCACUUUAGUGAUAUCUUCGAUAAGAAAGCUCAGGUGGAAGUUGAGUUGGCAAAAGUUAAUAAGCAAGUGAUGAGAUAUGGGAUGGAUGAGACUUUAUUUCUCAAAGAGAAGAAACUUAUGGCGGACCAUGAAUCUAUUCUUGCCAAAGAAGAAUUUUUCUGGAAACAAAAAUCUAGAGAGACUUGGCUGGAGGUGGGUGAUAAGAAUACCAAAUUUUUUCACAAUAGUGUAAGGAUGAGAAGAGUUAGAAACCAUAUCUCUAGAAUUAAGGUUAGUAAUGGCUCUGAGGUGGUUAAUCCUAUAAUCAUUGCGAAAGAGGUUGUUGAUUUCUUUUCCCUUAUCCUAAACUCAGAUUGGAGCCCUCACAACUUAGACCAAGACAUGUUUAUCAAGAGCAUCCCUAGGCUUUUGAACAAGGAACAUUUUGAUGUUCUAAAUGCCAAAUUUUCUCUAGCAGAAGUUGAAGCUGCUCUUAAGCAGAUGAGCCCAGAUAAUUCCCUUGGGCUGGAUGGCUUUCCUACUAGCUUCUUCCAACUGAAGGCUUUGCUGGUUAGGUUUGGCUUUGAAAUAGGUACUCAUUUGGCAGAAUUCGUAGCUUUCAGAGCAAUUUUCUUGUAA
Cryptomeria japonica (Japanese cedar) is the source of this 1560-nucleotide messenger RNA. RefSeq lists its product as uncharacterized. The record is from RefSeq and is a predicted model, not a curated record. The transcript is spliced from 3 exons. NCBI's taxonomy places the organism in Eukaryota, Viridiplantae, Streptophyta, Pinopsida, Cupressales, Cupressaceae. Gene Ontology annotation, molecular function: catalytic activity. Bases 1 to 1560 code for a protein of 519 amino acids.